Messenger RNA from Aureobasidium namibiae CBS 147.97, 1992 nucleotides. RefSeq names its product ABC1-domain-containing protein. The transcript has a single exon. The coding region runs from base 1 to 1992 and encodes 663 amino acids. The record is from RefSeq and is a predicted model, not a curated record. Lineage: Eukaryota; Fungi; Ascomycota; Dothideomycetes; Dothideales; Saccotheciaceae.
AUGCUUCCAUCAUGCCGCAAGGGCGUCUUUGCAGCGGCCCUGUCACGAUCUGCCUACGGUAGCAGAGUGCCGCAUAGAUUGUCGCCUUCAUGGACUCGAGGCCCUGUCACCAAGCACUUGCAGAGACACCAAUCACAGUUUCAACCCUUAGUACCGCCGUCGCCAGAAUCGCUAGGCAAGCCUGUCGCAGCAAAGCAGUACCGUCGAACACGAGCCCUCCUCAAGAGAUUGAUUCAAUUGGGCAUCUUAUCCGCCACUGUCCUGGCAGUCGACAGCUACUUCUUCGAUGCCGUCGUUACACGCUCCGCCCGCACAUUCAAGACUGGUCUCGUUGUUGCCCUCGACUACAAGAUCAACUUCCGCGCAAACCCUCCCUUCGCCGACUCGAUAGCCGAUGUCCACCACCGCAGUGCUGAACGCCUCUUCCACCUUCUUCGCAACAACGGUGGUCUUUACCUCAAAAUUGGACAAGCCAUUGCUAUGCAGAGUGCUAUUCUGCCUCCCGAGUUUCAAAAGAUGUUCGCUUCCAUGUUUGACGACGCCCCUCAGAACUCUUGGGAGGAUGUGAGGCAGGUCAUCAGGGAAGAUUUUGGAAAAGAUGUCGAAGAAGUCUUUGGUGUGAGCUUCGACGGUGUCCAGGGCGACAAGGGUAUCAUGGAGAGGACAGCAAGAGCUAGUGCCAGUGUCGCUCAAGUUCAUUGGGCCCGUCUGCCUGACGGAAGAGAGGUCGCCAUCAAGAUCCAGAAGCGAGAAAUUGAGAGACAGGUCGACUGGGAUCUGUGGACCUUCAAGGUCGUCUCAAAGAUCUACACGUGGUGGUUCGAUAUCCCUCUCUACACCCUGGUGCCCUACAUUUCUGAACGCCUGAUGCUGGAGACCGACUUCGUUAACGAAGCCAACAACGCCAGCGAGAUGCGAGACCUCAUUCAGAACGAGCCUCGUCUUCGUGGUAAGGUCUACAUCCCGAAGGUCUACCGCGAACUCAGCUCCAGACGUGUCAUGACUGCCGAAUGGAUCGAGGGUGUAAGGCUGUGGGACAAAGAAGGCAUCGAAGCAACCUGGCACGGUGGCUGGCGUAAAGGCAGCCCCGGUGCUGGUGGAGAACUUCUCCCUCCUCCCACAAAUGUCCAACUAUCGAACGAUCCCAAUAACGAGAAACUCAAGCCCAGCCGCGAUGACUGGCGCGGUGCGAACAAAAAGGGAGGUCUCGGCCUCAACUACAAGCCCGUCAUGGAAACAAUGGUGUCUCUCUUCUCCGCCCAAAUGUUCCUCUGGGGUCUCGUCCACUGCGACCCCCAUCCCGGCAACAUCUUCAUCCGCCGCCUCCCCAACGGCAAACCCGAACUCGUCCUCAUCGACCACGGCCUCUACAUCCGCAUGUCCCCCGAAUUCCGCCACGACUACGCUCUGUUCUGGAAAUCCCUCAUGACCUUCGACAACGAUACCAUUGGCCGCAUUGUAAAGGGCUGGGGCAUCAAUUCUCCAGACCUAUUCGCUUCUGCAACGCUCAUGCGUCCUUACACCGGCGGCGACAACAGCACCAGCGAAAGCAUAAAGAAACUCACAAAAGCAGAACAAAAAGCCCGCGCCUACGAGAUGCAAAUGCAAAUGCGCAACGGCAUCCGCCAAAUCUUGGGCGACGAAAAGAAGUGGCCUCAAGAACUCAUCUUUAUCGGUCGCAACCUUCGCAUCGUGCAGGGGAAUAAUCAAUUCCUGGGUUCGCCUGUCAACAGAGUGAAGAUUACUGGGCUCUGGGCGUCUAGGGCGCUCACUGAACAACCACAUCUUACCAUUUCUCAACGCUGGAAGUAUUAUGCCAAUCAUUUGGUCUUUAGGGCUGUGCUGGUUGGUACGGAUGUGUGGUUCUGGUAUGCGAAGAUCAAGCAGUGGUUUGGAUUGGGCAAAGGUAUGGAUGCCGAUAUCGAGGAGCAGAUGAGGGCGGUGGCUGGGGAUAUGGGUAUUGAACUUAACCAUGGCAUCUUUGAAGGAUAG